AUGCUAGGCAGUAGUGAGGAUCAGGCCAGCAGGGCUAGCAUGACCAAAACCUACAGCGCCGCCCACAUUUGCCACGCCUACUCGACGGCUUCGGCGGCGCCACGAAGUCGUUUUGCCCAAGACCACACAGAUAAAGUCGAUCCGCGCCUUGUUUUCCAAUUAAUUAAUCCUCAAGAACUAAGUGAAUGUGUAGAUAAAUUAGGAAGAAGAAGAAGAACUGAAAAAAAUGUAAUGGUACGGACACACAGACGAGCGGGAAAAUGGAAAAGUAGGUCGAAUGUUGGAUGGCCAAAAUUCCAUAUCUUGUCGAGAGUUACCUUGAAGGCGAUUCGACACUCCAACCGAUACAAUCCGCGUCGUUUUUUUUUCAAGAUUAAGGAAAAUAGUCUUCUUGGAUUCUUCGCAAAGAUUGGAGUUAUUUUCCAAAAAUUCCGUAGAAUUUUUUAGAAGAACAUCUCGAGAACUUGAAGUUUCUAGAAUGAUAACAAAAAAAAGGGGGGAAGGUCUUUAUUUUUCUUUUAUCCCAUUGUGUUAGGUACAUAGGUGUCAAAAAGGAUAAAAGUUCAAGGCUUGUAUUUGCUUGUAUUCAAAUAAAGCAUAAAACAUCUGAAUUUUCUCCAGAAAACCGUUUAUUGCUUUUAUUUCAAACAUUAUUAAAAUAUUCAUCUAUGAAGUAGCUGUCAAGUUCUCAUUGACAAUCGACCACAAACAUAGACAUCUAAAUGGUUCAUUUUUUUUCCGGAAAUUUCUUCAUAUACCAGUAAAAAUGAUAUUAUUAGAUGGUUUCUGUUAACUCGUUGACUUCAAAAAAUGAUAGUAAAAGUUUCCUUCUUUCAGUUAUUGUUUGAUGGUCGAAAUAUGGCGUAAUAAGGCAUAAAUGGGAAAAAAAAAAGAAGGAAGAUGCCAAAAAUGGUCAGUCAUGGAAAAUACGGCGAAAGUGCGAUUGUUCCGCGGCGGAAACAUCCGAAAGUGGGGUGAGUGUGCAAAGGCCACUGCCCAAAAGCGUUUUCGGGUUGUUUACCGGACUGAUCUAUCUCGUCGGCGUCGCGAGAUCCGCCGGUAAACCAACGCAACAAAAUAAUUCUCAUUCUCCGCAUACCCUCCAACAAUAACAAAAACCUACGUCAUUUUCCUUAUUUCUCGUGUAAUCAUCAAUAUUUUUGAGUACAUCAAUGAAGAUCCGAGGAUUUCAAUUAUAUGUUCAGUGACUCACGGCAAAUCUUCUAAUCUUGAUGUUUGACACUGAUUUUAUCACAUAUUUCGCAAAUCUGCUUUCUUGUUCAGGUUCAAAAAACAAAGGUCACCCGAGGUGUCCACACAGUCCGUCAAUAAAUAGGACACGAGGUGAGAUAGCUAUCGAUAAGCUAUCCGGCAGCAUACUAAAUCUUCCUCAGUUCUGCAAACCAAGAUCUCGAUUUCGCAAGAUAUUAUUGAGACGAUAUCCGAAGGCACAGAAAUCGUAUUGAAAUAACAGUUAGGCUCUGUUAGCUGUUUAUGUGCACAACAACCACUGUAAUAUUUUCGAAGCUUAAUUUAUAUGAACUUAUCGUGAAAUCAAGCAAGAAUCCACUAACUUCGAUGUCUUAAACGAUGCUUCUUCGGACGUUCCAACCGAGAAUUCUAUAAACUUUUGGCAACGGGAUCUUCAAUAUAAGCAGAAAAGCCACAUGCAUGAACAACUUAACGUGAAUGGAAGGGCGUACAAAAUUAGUUUUUGAAAGAAAAUUUUCAUGUUUCUACUCUUAUUCAACCCUAAGUCUUCGAUACACGUGCACUUGUGAAAAAAGUUCAAGUUUAUCUGCUUCAAUCUCCUUUGUGCCCUCGCAUUCAAGCUUCGUAAACGUUGAUUGAAAUGUACGGCCUCAUAAAAAAGUUUUCAACAGAUUCGCAGAUUUGAAAAAACCGAAAGCGGCAAGUGUACGACAUCUAGGAAAAAUUUGUUUUUUAUUUUUAUUCGUCCAAGAUCGCAACCAUUAAUUUUUCAUUUUUGUUAGUCUUACAUAUUUUUCAAUUUUUUUGAACUGGCGUGUUUGCAAUGCAAACUGCAAAUUUCAGAAAUGAAAAAAAAUUUGCAUUCGUGUUAUUUUGUUGUGGUACGAAAAUUACACGAAAUCACUUUGUACAAUUUUUUCUCCAGAAGGCUCCGCUCUUCUCCUUGAAAGAGCUUGAAUUUCUCGAAUUUCUGUGUAUUUUUUUGGAAUGUCGACAACUUUCUGUGCUUAACGUGUUUCUUGAUGCAAAAUAUUCAGAGAGGAGGAUUUCGGCAAAUGAGAACCAUCCUUGGCUCUCGUGAUGGGCCCGUCAGCGGUCGGCACUGCGAAGAGAAUCGAAAAAAAGAAAAGGUGAGUCGAGAGUGGCGGGAACCGGAAAAUCCUUCCUCACCCACAUCCCAUGGUUAAACACGUAAUAAAUUAAUUUCUUCGCCGCCGAGAAUACUUGAAUUAUGAUCUGCCGCCUCUCCAUCAGAUAGCCAAUCGGUCGUGUUAUAUCGAAAAGAUUCAUAGUUCCCCCAAUGCAAUCUUUUACAUUUUUUUAAAGAUUUUUUUCGGAAGUGUAUCGCGUAAUCUAUCAAUUAAUUAUCAAGUUGAAUACUUUUUGAAGCACUUCAAUAAACUUCCGGGCCUUCAUCGGUUUCAAACGCCAGAAAUAGUAUUGAAGCUUGCUCAAAAAGCCUGACCGAUGGCACGUUUCGCAUUAUUUCGGAACGCAAAAAGAAGAGAUAAAAAAGCGAAGCGGACAAGGAACCUGAAACUCAUUCGUGACGAUCCCGAACCAGCUUUCUUCUUGUUCUUCUCUCGGCCGCCUCAAUGUGAUUUCACCUUCUCCGAUAGCGGCAGUUGCGUGGCAUCGGACCGUCGUUCUUUGCCAAUCCACAAUGAUCGUUUUUUUUUCCGUCAGAUUACAAUAAAUAUCAAUACUCUCGUUGGAGACAGUUACACAAUUAUGACAAUGUCGGAGUAGUCACUGGCCCUUGAUAACUGUCUUCCAAUUUUAUCAUUUAUAAAGAGAACAACUUUUUCGAGAUCGACUUAUUGAAGAAUAUAAAAAUCAGCAGAAACUCCAUGUAAUGCUAAAAAAACUUUGUUUAUCAACAAAAAAAAUUCGAAAAUUUAAAAAAUGUUUUUUAUUUCCGAUUAUACGUUUGAUUGUCGAUCACUGAUUUGAUUGAACACGUCAGAGAGUGCUCGAGUGGGAUCUGAAGAUCUGAUUAAAUGAUUCUCCUCGCAAGAUAGCGUUUUACUAGAGAAUCUUCUAAAGCUGCCAGAAGUAGAGCAACUGAAAGUUCAAUCAGAAAUGUUUCCUAUUCAUUUUCCAUUCUCAGUGAUGCUCGUAGCCUACAUCCCGGUCUGAUUGUUAUCGAUGAUCUCUCCAGGACAAACAUUUGGAGUUUUCGUCAUCCUGGCGAAGUGUUUUCAUUACUCACAGGAUCCAAAGAACAUUCUGACAUCACCGGAGGAUGCAUAUCUGAAAGGUGGGAGGAUUUUUGUUUUGAGCGCGAGAAACCUUGACUGUAGGAGAGGAAUGUCCGCUCCUGGCACGACGGUCGUCGGCCGAAGGCGUCGAGGGCGGGCCGUACCAGGCGUCUUAG
Molecule: messenger RNA, 3589 nt
Organism: Caenorhabditis auriculariae
Lineage: Eukaryota; Metazoa; Nematoda; Chromadorea; Rhabditida; Rhabditidae
Source: the annotation of a GenBank genome assembly